CCCGUCGCUUGAUGUGGAGCGCCGACGCCGGGCGAUGACGUAGUUCCCCGACUUCCCACGUCCAAGAUGGCUGCCGUCGGCAAGGAGAGACGUCGCUAAGGGGCUUGCUUGAGGCGAGAGGGUACGAACACUUCCAGAGGAUCUUGAAAAGAACGAGUCUACUUCAAUAAAUGAAGGAAAAUAAAGAAAAUUCAAGCCCUUCAGUAGCCUCAGCCAACCUGGACCACACAAAACCAUGCUGGUAUUGGGAUAAGAAAGACUUAGCUCAUACACCCUCUCAGCUGGAAGGGCUCGACCCAGCCACUGAAGCCAGGUACCGCCGAGAGGGGGCUCGGUUCAUCUUUGACGUGGGCACACGUCUGGGACUGCACUAUGAUACCCUGGCAACUGGAAUAAUUUAUUUUCAUCGCUUCUAUAUGUUUCAUUCCUUCAAGCAAUUCCCAAGAUAUGUAACAGGAGCUUGUUGUCUCUUUCUGGCUGGGAAAGUAGAGGAAACACCCAAAAAAUGUAAAGAUAUCAUCAAAACAGCGCGUAUUUUAUUAAAUGAUGUACAGUUUGGCCAGUUUGGAGAUGACCCAAAGGAAGAAGUCAUGGUCCUGGAGAGAAUCUUACUACAGACCAUAAAGUUUGACUUACAGGUUGAACACCCAUACCAGUUCCUGCUCAAAUAUGCGAAACAACUCAAAGGUGAUAAAAACAAAAUUCAAAAGUUGGUUCAAAUGGCAUGGACGUUUGUCAAUGACAGCCUCUGCACGACCUUGUCACUGCAGUGGGAGCCCGAGAUCAUAGCGGUGGCAGUGAUGUAUCUCGCAGGACGUCUGUGCAAAUUCGAAAUUCAGGAGUGGACCUCCAAACCCAUGUACCGCAGGUGGUGGGAGCAGUUUGUGCAAGAUGUCCCUGUGGAUGUUCUGGAAGACAUCUGCCACCAAAUCCUGGAUCUUUACUCACAAGGAAAACAACAGAUGCCUCAUCACACGCCUCAUCAGCUGCCGCAGCCCCCUUCGCUCCCAUCUACACCACAAGUGCCACCAGUGCCACCGUCACAGUCGGCGCAAGGCUCCGAACCGCCGCAGCCCCCGCAGAAGGACCCGCAGCCGUCAGCCCAGCCGCCGCCGCCGCCACAGCAAGCCCAGCAGCCCAAGAAACCGUCUCCGCAGCCUAGUCCUCCCCGCCAGGCGAAGCGAGCCACGGUUGUUUCUCCCAAAGAAGAGAGCAAAGCUGCAGAACCACCACCGCCUAAAAUCCCCAAGAUCGAGAGCACCCACCCUCCCUUGCCGCCGGCCCACCCACCACCAGACCGGAAGCCUCCUCUCUCGGCCACCUUAGGUGAGGCCGAGCCGCCAGGUCCCGUGGACGCCAGUGACCUCCCCAAAGUCCAGAUUCCACCCCCGGCCCACCCGGCCCCUGUGCACCAGCCACCGCCGCUGCCGCACCGGCCGCCGCCGCCGCCGCCUUCCAGCUACAUAACCGGGAUGUCCACCAGCAGCUCCUACAUGUCCGGAGAGGGCUACCAGAGCCUGCAGUCCAUGAUGAAGACCGAGGGCCCCGCCUACGGUGCCCUGCCCCCGGCCUAUGGCCCACCGGCUCACCUGCCCUACCACCCCCACGUCUACCCUCCCAACCCACCCCCACCACCCGUGCCCCCUCCGCCAGCCUCCUUCCCCCCACCCACCAUCCCGCCGCCCACUCCAGGCUACCCCCCACCUCCACCCACCUACAACCCCAACUUCCCGCCCCCGCCCCCACGCCUGCCCCCCACCCACGCUGUCCCUCCUCACCCUCCUCCGGGCCUGGGCCUACCCCCAGCUAGCUACCCCCCUCCGUCUGUCCCCCCUGGGGGACAGCCACCUGUGCCCCCGCCCAUCCCUCCGCCUGGCAUGCCACCGGUCGGGGGGCUGGGGCGUGCAGCCUGGAUGAGAUAACCUGACGCCUUCCCUCCCCCCUUUUUUUAACAAAAGUUUUUCUAAUCAACUUGAGUAGUUGGAGUGAGUAAGCAGCAGGGUACCUUGUGUAAUGCUAGACAGUGUCAGUGGGAAGGCACAGUGGUCCUCCCACAGAGGAGUGGGGGCCGCCGGCCACGCACUGGAGUCCGCUGAGGGCCAAGGCCUGCGCCAGGCGACUUGAUACUAGUGAAAAUGUAACCAGCCAUAUUGGCUCAAGGAAUAGCAUCCGUAAGGAGUGAAUUUCCUUCUAGAAAUCAGUGCCUAAUUUUCCUGGAUACUCAAUUUUAAAUAGUCCAGUUCCAUCUGAAGUCAAGCUGUUGUCAUCACUUUCAUUCUGUGUUCUCUCCUGUGACACCUGGUCGGUCAGAAGAACCACUUUAUUGCUUUAUUAAACCUAUUUUGAAGGGGUUGCCUGAUUGGAUGGCUUUUUUCUUUGUCCUCCAAGAAGAAGGGGAGGAAUGUACUUGGAAAGUAAUGUAUGUUUACAUCGAUCUGCAAAUUCCUGUACAUAGAGAUAUAUUUUUUAAGUGUGAAUGUAACAACAUACUGUGAAUUCCAUCUUGGUUACAAAUGAGACUCCUUCGUCAGUUAUCCAAAUAAAAGCAGUCAGUUAUCCAAAUAAAAG
Molecule: messenger RNA, 2568 nt
Organism: Pteronotus mesoamericanus
Lineage: Eukaryota; Metazoa; Chordata; Mammalia; Chiroptera; Mormoopidae
Gene: CCNK
Product: cyclin K
Exons: 11
Coding region: 171-1922 (583 amino acids)
Biological process (GO): regulation of transcription by RNA polymerase II; positive regulation of DNA-templated transcription, elongation
Cellular component (GO): nucleus; cyclin/CDK positive transcription elongation factor complex
Molecular function (GO): cyclin-dependent protein serine/threonine kinase activator activity
Source: RefSeq, a predicted model, not a curated record